Molecule: messenger RNA, 1892 nt
Organism: Arachis duranensis
Lineage: Eukaryota; Viridiplantae; Streptophyta; Magnoliopsida; Fabales; Fabaceae
Product: 2-oxoisovalerate dehydrogenase subunit alpha 2, mitochondrial
Biological process (GO): branched-chain amino acid catabolic process
Molecular function (GO): oxidoreductase activity, acting on the aldehyde or oxo group of donors, disulfide as acceptor
Source: RefSeq, a predicted model, not a curated record
AUAAGGAGUACUAGUAGAUAUAUAAUUAGAGGGAUGUAGCUAAGAAUUAAUCCAACGUGUCCCCACGCAGUUGCACAUAGAUAGGCACCAUUCUAAAAGUUUCCCAUGAGCAUAUAGGUUACGGCAAAGCUCCUAGUCUUUACAGACAACUCAUCACUCCCACAAGCUACGUGUGACACUGGAACGCUAAUUCCACCAUCAUCCCUUGUCUUUUUACUCUGAUCAAUCAAUCAAACCUCACCCUUUGUCCUUUUUAGGUGACUUGUGUAUACUCCUCUUUGGUCAUUGAUCAAAAGGUCCAGGACCUUAAUUCAUCACAAAAAAAAAUUGGCCUUUUUAGGAAUAGGAUCAGCACCUACCUUUUCUUCAUCUUCCUCAUCACCAUUUAUGAAAAGGCCAUGUGCAGCAUCAGCGCCUUAUAUCAACAACCAUUUCCGAUUCUUGCGGCGGUUUGAGUUUACAAAAGCUGAGGCGGCACAAUUGGAGUUGCAGCACUAUGUCACCGACGACGAUGAUAACAACCAGGUCAUUGAUUUUCCUGGUGGGAAAGUUGCCUUCACUUCGGAGAUGAGAUUCAUUUCCGAGUCUAUUCAGAAAAGGGUGCCUUGCUAUAGAGUUCUUGAUGACAAUGGGAUGCCCAUGAAAUACAGCAACUAUGUACAGAUCAGCAAAGAAAUGGCUGUGAAGAUGUACUCGGACAUGGUCACUCUUCAAACUAUGGACAGCAUAUUCUACGAAGUGCAGCGUCAAGGAAGAAUUUCCUUCUACCUCACCUCAAUGGGAGAAGAAGCUGUUAACAUUGCAUCUGCAGCUGCACUUUCUUUUGAUGAUGUCAUUCUGCCCCAGUACCGGGAGCCAGGAGUGCUAUUGUGGCGCGGUUUCACACUGCAACAAUUUGUGGACCAGUUGUUUGGAAACACAAGUGAUUUGGGAAAAGGCAGGCAGAUGCCAAUACACUAUGGGUCUAACAAGCAUAAUUACUUCACAGUGUCGUCCCCCAUUGCGACACAGCUUCCUCAAGCAGUUGGUGCCGCCUACUCCCUUAAAAUCGAUGGCAAAAGUGCGUGUGCAGUCACUUAUUGUGGCGACGGAGGCACCAGUGAGGGUGAUUUCCAUGCUGGUUUGAACUUUGCUGCAGUAAUGGAUGCCCCAGUUAUUUUUAUCUGCCGUAACAAUGGAUGGGCCAUCAGUACACCAGUAGAAGAACAAUUUCGAAGUGAUGGAGUAGUAGUGAAAGGACAGGCUUAUGGAAUCUGGAGCAUCAGAGUAGAUGGAAAUGAUGCUCUUGCUGUUUAUAGCGCAGUUCAUACUGCUCGUGAAAUUGCGAUCAAAGAAAAAAGACCAGUUCUAAUCGAGGCUCUCACUUAUAGAGUAGGACACCACUCUACAUCAGAUGAUUCAACCAAGUACCGGCCAAUUGAUGAGAUUGAAUAUUGGAAGAUGGAAAGAAAUCCUGUGAAUAGAUUCAAAAGAUGGGUUGAAAGGAAUGGUUGGUGGAGUGAUCACAAUGAAUCGGAGCUUAGAAGCAGCGUGAGGAAGCAGUUGAUGCAAGCUAUCCAGGUGGCAGAGAAAGCACAAAAACCUCCGCUCAGCGACCUAUUCAACGACGUCUAUGACCGACUACCAUCGAACCUUGAGGAGCAAGAGAGAUUACUUAGAGAAAUUGUCAAGAAGCAUCCAGAGGACUACCCUUCUGAUGUUCCUUUGUAGUUUCAAAUAAGGAUUUGUACAAAGUUCGACCUCCAACCCCAAAAGAGUUAAAAAAAUUUAGGGGUCCUGGAGGUUUCUCUUGGUUUUAUUAUUAUGUAUUGAUUUCAAACAGAAAUCUAACCAGAAAGCAGAGUGAAGAAUAAACCCUUUAUUGAGUGUAAAAUAAAAUUGCAAUUAUCAUA